AUGAUUGAAGUAAUGACUAAUGAGCUACACUCAUUUUCUUCGAAAUAUGAGAUAGUACAGGAGGAGCUGGGUAAGUUUAGGAAGCAAACUAUAUUAUACACCCAGGACCCGAGCUGGGAUUUACCCAAGACAAAUCCGCAAGCGAAACCAGGCUCGAAUUCAAAAACAAGUGGAAGCUGCGAGCCAUUAAAAAGAGAAGGGCAUCCGAAUCAAACCUGGAUCGGGAGAGAUGGGUUUGGCUCUGGAAGCUUCUACCCAAAUCGAGAUAUUGAAGAGCUAACGAGGUUAUCGAAGACGCCACAGGGUCAGGGGUUCGUCUCCAAAUUUCUUCUCCGAGAAUAA
Microthlaspi erraticum is the source of this 342-nucleotide messenger RNA. The record is from the annotation of a GenBank genome assembly. Lineage: Eukaryota; Viridiplantae; Streptophyta; Magnoliopsida; Brassicales; Brassicaceae.